This is a messenger RNA of Dermatophagoides farinae (American house dust mite), 1141 nucleotides long. It is a transcript of the gene Rpn11, whose product is annotated as regulatory particle non-ATPase 11. NCBI's taxonomy places the organism in Eukaryota, Metazoa, Arthropoda, Arachnida, Sarcoptiformes, Pyroglyphidae. The record is from RefSeq and is a predicted model, not a curated record. Gene Ontology annotation, molecular function: metallopeptidase activity; protein binding.
UUCUGCUGAAUCACAAAUCCUCAGCAGUUUUUACUCCUGUUUGUUUGACAAUCGUGAUUUUUUACUCAUUUUUGAUCAUUGUCCUUGUUUAAUUGAAUUGAAAAUUUUUUCAUACUAAAAUGGAUCGUCUUUUGCGAUUAAGUAGCGGUUUACAGAAUUUAAGUUCUGGUGGUGCUCAAAGUGAUGGCCCAGUUGUUGAUACUGCUGAACAAGUAUACAUUUCAUCAUUAGCAUUGUUGAAAAUGUUAAAACAUGGCCGAGCUGGUGUUCCAAUGGAAGUUAUGGGUCUAAUGUUGGGCGAAUUUGUUGAUGAUUACACUGUUCGUGUUAUCGAUGUUUUUGCUAUGCCACAAUCUGGAACGGGUGUAAGUGUUGAAGCUGUUGAUCCGGUGUUUCAAGCUAAAAUGUUGGACAUGUUAAGACAAACUGGACGUCCCGAAAUGGUGGUUGGAUGGUAUCAUUCUCAUCCUGGUUUCGGUUGUUGGUUAUCCGGUGUCGAUAUCAAUACACAACAAUCAUUCGAAGCACUAUCUGAUCGUGCCGUUGCUGUUGUUAUUGAUCCAAUCCAAUCGGUCAAAGGAAAAGUUGUUAUUGAUGCUUUUCGAUUGAUCAAUCCGAAUACUAUGGUUCUUGGUCAAGAACCUCGACAAACUACAUCGAAUUUGGGCCAUUUAAACAAACCAUCCAUUCAAGCAUUGAUACAUGGUCUUAAUCGCCAUUAUUAUUCGAUCGCAAUCAAUUAUCGUAAAAAUGAAUUGGAACAAAAAAUGUUACUAAAUUUGCAUAAAAAAUCUUGGAUGGAAGGCUUACAGUUGAAAAAUUUCAAAGAACAUUGUUCAAUCAAUGAAUCAAGUGUUGAACAUAUGCUCGAAUUGGCCAAAUCGUAUAACAAAGCUGUUGAAGAAGAGGAUAAACUUACACCACAACAAUUGGCAAUUAAAAAUGUUGGUAAACAAGAUCCAAAACGACAUUUGGAAGAAAAUGUUGAUAAAUUGAUGACGAAUAAUAUUGUUCAAUCACUUGGUACAAUGCUUUCGGCUGUCGUUUUUGAUUAGCUUUCAGAAAAGUAUUUGAAUUUUUCUAUAUUUAAGAAACAAAAAUUUUAAUUUUUUCACCAAAAAAAAAACAAAAACAAAAACAU